AUGCCGGAAAGUGGGAGCCCUGGCGGGGACGAAGGGACCCAACCAGCCCUGGAGUUGGAGGUCCCGUCUCGGGGAAGCUCUCCGUGCUCGGAGCAAGUACCCGGGAGCACUAAGGGGUGCUCGGCAGAAGUGUUAGGAGGCUGUCCGGGGGAGGAGGCACCAGAGCAGUAUGGUGUGAGUUAUCGCUGUCUUCUGCGUCAAAAUCAAGUGCUUCUGACAGCCCUAGAGGAGCUGCAAAUGCACUGUGCCAGCCUGAAGAAGGAAAACAGUCUGCUGCGAAAGACCUGCUUCCCAGAGACUCAGGAGAAGGUGAGGCAUUUGAAGAGGAAGAAUGCAGAGCUGGCUGUCAUUGCAAAACGUCUCGAGGAAAGAGCCAGGAAGCUGCAAGAGGCCAACCUCAGAGUUGUGAACACACCAAUAAAUGUGAAGAGCUCCUGUGCUGGGCUGUGCAAAAGGGCGCUGGUGCGCCAACGGGCUACAGAUCUCCAAGAACAAGCCAGUGCACUCUUGAUGAAAGACAAACAGAUCAAUGCUUUACAGAGGGAAUGCCAAGAACUUCAAGCUAAAAUCAUGGGUGGAAAGGAAGGUCCUCCUGGUCUGCCUCUUCUAGAUUUCCACCAUUUGCUGCGAGAAUCUCAGAAGGAGGUGCUGCGGCUACAGAGACAGAUUGCUCUGAAGAAUUUCAAGGCAGCCCUGGAGCCCUGUCGCCAGGGAUCAGGAGACUCGUCUGUGGCUUUUGCAAGGGACGUGGGGCUCCCCACGUCAGCCAGGUCCACCUGCUCAAAUGGUUUUUCUCCUACAAGGGUAUCACAGCCAUGGCAGAUGCUCUGCAUAGCAGUGGAGGAGACCAACCAGGAGUCUGAGCUCACAAAGAAGAGGAAGCAAUGUGAACAUCUGGAGCAUGAAGUAAAGAAGAAGCACAAGAGAUGUGCACAGCUCGAGAUCGAAUUGCAGGAAGUGCGGAGUGAUAAUGCCCGACUAUCCAGGGAGAAUGCUGCGUUACAGGGGCAAGCUGAGUGGACUGAGAAGGUUGAAUCCGAAAAUGCUGACUUAAGGCUGCAGGUGACUGUAGUGACUGAGGAACGGGAUUCUGCUCUUCAGAAAACCCAGGAACUCCAGGACAGGCUGGAGAGUCUCGGGCAGGCACUUAAGCACAUGAGAGAUGUUGCAGAACGAAGGCAGCAGCUGGAGCAUCAGCACGAGAAGGCCUUGCAGGCCUUGCAAAAGAAACAAGAUGAAGUCAGACAGCUCCAGCAGGCUCAGGCUGAAGCCCGGAAAGAACAUGAAGGAGCAGUGCAGCUUUUAGAGAAUACCUUGGAUUCUAUGCAGGCCCGUGUGAGAGAGUUGGAGAACCAGUGUCGAAGCCACACAGAACAAUUUAACUUCCUCUCUCAGGAGCUCAGUCGAUUUCGCCUCCAAACCGGGAAAAUAGGUCUUCCGUCCUCCUCCUCUUCCUGUUCCUCCCUUGUGACUUCAGAGGUUGCCUUUGCUACUUGCCAGAGUUCUCAACAGCUCUCAGAUGGCCUCAGGCAGAAAGAUCCAGAAAUUGUCCCUGUAUCUCCUCGGAGCAGUAGAAAAGUUCAAGAUGAAGAAGUGGAAAGAUUCUCCCCAAUGGCACCUCGGCUCACGGAUCCCGUGGUGUCUCCUGUGGCCCGAAGUUCUGAUACAAGCAGUCCUCCAGUUGCCUCAAAAAAAGCAGUCAGGAAGUUGGAAGUCCAGUCCAGCUCCUCAAGAUCCGAGUCCAUGCACAACAGUCCCAAAUCCUGCCCGACUCCUGAGGUGGAUACUGCCAGUGAAAUGGAAGAACUGGACAUUGACAGCAUCUCAUUGGUACCAGAGCAGGAGAACCAUGAUCCAGUGAAACUUCAGGUCUUCUUGGCUCGAUAUAGCUACAAUCCUUUUGAUGGCCCCAAUGAGAAUCCUGAGGCUGAACUUCCACUUACGGCUGGCGAGUAUAUUUAUGUCUAUGGAGAAAUGGAUGAAGAUGGCUUUUUUGAAGGGGAAUUGAUGGAUGGCCGGAGAGGCCUUGUCCCCUCCAACUUUGUGGAGCGACUUGCAGACGAUGACCUGGUUACUUUCUUGCCUCAGGAACUCCAUGAUCUCUCCCAAAGCUCACCUCUCGAGCAGAGUUUUCUCAGUACAAGCAUCAGCAGCGGAGAGAGAAGUGACUAUUCAUCGGAGGAGCUCAAUGCCAGCACAGCUCCCUCUAGGCUAGAAGGGGACCAGGGAGAGGGAGGUGUUUCCAUUGCAGUGCCUUAUCCCAGAAAGGUGACUCUAAUCAAACAGUUUGGCUCUAGCCUCUUGGUGACAUGGGAUCCACCACUGGUGCCUAAUGGCAGCAGCUUGGAUGUCCAGAGCUACAAUGUCUAUGUGGACACUGAACUCCGGGAAAAUGUGAAGGCCAGUUCCCAGAUGAAGGCCAUGAUUGAGAAACUGGACUUGAAAACAAAAGCCUAUCGUGUCUCCAUACAAAGCAUUUCAGAGAAAGGGAGCUCAGACAGACUGCAGUGCACGUUCCUGGUGGGGUGUGGUUUUGUCUUAGCUCCAAGUCAGCUCCAAGUGCGGAGUGUCAAGGCCACCUCCGUGGAGCUCUCCUGGAUGCCAAGCAACAGCAAUUUCCCACAUACUGUAUACCUCAACGGGGGAGCAUGUGAUGUAGUGAAGGCUGGAAUAUAUUGGUACACUUUCCGUAACCUGAACCCAAACACUUCCUACGUUGCCACAGUCCACGUCCAGCCUCAAGAGACUUUCUGGAAACCAUCCCCAGAGAUGGAAGAUCAGGUGAUGUCCACAGAGAUCCAAUUCACCACAUCUUCAGCAGGGUCUCCAGAUGCUCCACUGGAUGUCCGAGUGGACCCUGGCCCCACAGCUGGUAUUCUGGUCAUCAGCUGGUUGCCAGUCACCAUUGAUGCUGAAGGAUCAUCCAAUGGAGUGCGUGUCACUGGCUAUGCGGUGUAUGCUGACGGACAAAAGGUGAUGGAAGUGACCUCGCCAACAGCUGGUAGUGUCCUGAUUGAGGUUUCCCAGCUGCAGAUCCUCCAGCUGUGUCGGGAAGUGUCUGUGAGAACUGUGUCUCUUUAUGGAGAGUCAGUGGAUUCUGUGUCAGCUCAGAUCCCCUCAGUGUUGUUGGAAGAAGUAGACCGUUCUUCUGCAUCUCAAGUAACCUGUCUCCCCUCCCGGCUUCUGGGUGGGGAAGCACGGGCUGUUGUCACACGAACCUCUCAGACACCAGGGAAAGACCUGCCUUCUGCCACUAAGAAUUCAGUUGCCAAACUCACCUCCCAGCCCACCAUCAGCAGUGAAAAAGCUGGGGACCACAUGCAUUCAGAGACAUCCUCAAAUGUCAGGGCUCCCUUGACACCACCCUUGCAGGCUAUGUCACCAGAAUUGAGAACUCUUCCAAGAGAAGAAGUGGAUAAUCUUCUGCCCCCUGCAGGCAGUGUGGCGAAUGAAGAUCUGGCUGUGCUCAGAAAGGAUGUUCAGGAGGAAUCUGGAGAAGACAACCAGGAGCUCCUGCUCAAAGUUACAGAACAAGAGCCAGACAUCCCAGACAACAGUACUAGUAGCCUGGAGACCUGUGAAAUCUGCUCUGCAGAACAGGAGUCAAAUGCACCAUCAGAAAGAGAGCUAGAUAACAGUCAAAGCUCCCUGGAACCAAAGAUACCACCCAUGGACAGACCUUCCUUGCAAGAAGAAGAUGGCACCAGGGAGGUGGGCCAACAUGAAGGACAAACCCCAGAACCUGUAGCUGGGUCUUCAGGGAGGAUGAAGCUGCUGAAAGAAGUCUCCAGAGAUGAUUCCUCUCAGCUGGUGCCCAGGAUCAGAAGAGAGCAAGGAGAGAAAAGGUCAGAUCCAGGAAAUCGUCCACUGAAUCUUCUAACUGACCACAGUCGUGGUUCUGACCUUUCUGAUAUUACGGAAGAAGAGGAGGAAGAGGAGGACAAGGAGGAGGAAGAAGAAGAGAAACCAACUUCUGGUAGGCCAGGGGAGUUGAAAUGGAAUCCAAGUGAAUAUUGCAGCAGAGAAAAUGGAGACAAGUUGGAUCUUGGUGAUACUGACAGUGAUGAAGAGAUCUUGGAACGGAUUCUGGAAAUGCCAUUGCAAAAAAAUUGCAGCAAGGCUCUGUUUAGUAUCCCUGAAGUGACUGAAGAGGAGGAGGAGGAGGACCAGGAAGAAGAAGAAGGCUGGGACCCUGUCCUAAACCGACCUAUUUCCAGCCCUCUGGAAAAGAAGGCUGUGGAAAGCUUCCAGGGUAGGCUUCCUAACCAUACCAGAAGAAUACAAGGUCCUCUGUGUGCUCGGUCUAAAAGGAACCACAAUCUAUCAGAGCUGAUCUUACCUGAAAAGAGCCUUCUACAGAAGUUCAGGGGGGAGUGUAUGAAUGAAAUAUCCACUUGCUCUGGAAGAUGGGAUGGUGAAGAAAUGACCUAUCAGUGGAAUGAUCUUAAGAAACCAUCAAGAUCUCCUCUUUUGGAAUGGAGAAGAUCUGGUCAUUGCAAAGAGAAGACCCGUGUCCAACCCCAGGGACAUAGGAAGAGAAAAGUAGAUAUCCGAGAGUGCAGUGAUUCUAUGCGGAGCAAUUCCUACUACACUGGAGGUGGUCUUUACAGAGCACAAAGCCUCACAGAGAAUUUGGAUGUGAUCACCAGCCUUGGGAUGGAGGAUGACUUGAAGCUGUGCAACUGGGCAAGGCAAAGGCCCGAUCAAGUUUCUUCAAGCAGAAUGAUGCCCCAAGAGAGAAGGGAGAAAGCUGUCCAAGGCCUCCCCCACUGCCUCAGUCCAGAGAGUUUGGAGAUUGACAUUGAGUAUGAUUCAAAUGAGGAAGAGGAUUUAACCAUCACUUCCACCCCAGUAAGCCUGUUGAGUUCAGAUGGGAGGGCUGAUGGAUCUCCAACGGAUUGCGAGGAGGAAUGGAGUGACUGCUCCAGCCGGUCAGGGUCAGUCCAAUCCAAUGGGCAAAGAGAACUGAAGCGAUCCACCAGUUGGGAAGGAGAGAGCACCGAUUGGAGCACAUCCCCCAGCCAUUCACCUGGGCAUUGUGGCUGGAGGAAGAGGGCCAAUGGUGGCUCAGAAGAAUGGAACAGGACUCAGGAGAGAAGUCCCUCUGUCUUGGGAGCCAGGCCAGAGCAGACUUGGAAGGAGGGCCCACUUGUGCAAACAUGGGUCUGUGAGACGCUUCCUUCACCAGCUGGCAUUGUUACAGCAGCUUGCCACAAUUCUGACUGUGCUUUUGACCCUUUGCUCCCAUGCUUGCUUGCAUUCUGCUUAUUGUUGUGGCUCAUCUAUGGCUACCUGUGCCACGGUUUCACCAUAUGGGAUUUGACUUGCUUUUGGUCAGUGUUUCCUGAACACACUUCCAGAAGAGGAAUGCUGCAUUCUAGCUCUUUGCAUUUUGUGUUUUUGCUGCAGGUGGUAGCCAAAAUAUCAGUGGAUAAACACACAAGGAUAGUCUUGGGACUGAUUCUGCCAAGGUUUCUUUUUCAGGUGGCAGGUAGUCCUGAGUUGCUGGAGUCAACUUCUUAUCAGUCCCCUGUCCAAAGAGGCAGAAGAUCUCCAAGAAAAAGUCAAAAAGGGGCAGCACCUCUCAGUGAAAAUAUCGGAACUUGGAGGAGCCCCUCCCCUGAAUUGGCAGAUGACGGGACUUCGGCACGGCUGUUUGUGGCUCUUUUUGACUAUGACCCUGUUUCAAUGUCCCCUAAUCGGGAUGCUGCUGAAGAGGAGCUCCCAUUUCAAGAGGGCCAGAUUCUGAAGGUCUAUGGCCACAAAGAUGCAGAUGGUUUCUACAAAGGGGAAUGUGCAGGAAGAACAGGGUUCAUACCGUGCAACAUGGUGUCUGAGGUCCAGGUGGACAGUGGCAGUGCAAGAAAACAGCUGUUAGAAGAAGGCCACAUUCCUACUGACAUGCUUAUGGAAAGUCUAGGGAAUGGUGCAUUUUCUCCUCUUCCACAGCGCCCAUCAAAUCGUCCUUCAAAGCCUCAACGGUCUAAGAAAGAAGCACCUGGAAAGCAAAAUCCAAGUUCUGAGGACCCUAGAAGAACAAUGGUGGCCAUCUUUGACUACAACCCCCAGGAGAAUUCACCCAACUCAGACACCGAGGCUGAGCUCAGAUUUUGUGCUGGUGACACAGUGACUGUGCUCCGUUCCAUGGAUGACGAUGGGUUCUAUUAUGGGGAAGUAAAUGGACAGAAGGGUCUUGUUCCAUCUAAUUUCCUGGAAGCUUUGCCAUCAGAUGGAGCACUGCCAAGUGAGCCAAGCCUGGGAAGGCAGCGAGUGAGAAAAAGAAGAACCCAGUGAUGUGUGUGAGAAAGGCAGAGGAAGAGAGAAAGGCAGAGAGCAAUCACUGGUAUCCAGUAGAUCAUCUGACACACCUUCCAUUUUUGCUCAGCACCUGGAGCAUCCACUGCCUCAGAUUCUCAGGGUUGGGUGUCUCCUGGGCCUCUCAACCCUGAGACCUGCCCUUCAGGGUAAGAAGAAGAAGAACUUAUUCCUGAAGGGGGGGAAAAAAACCCCACCUCAGGUCUAGCAAGAAGAAUGGUGCUGAGCUCAGCUGCCGACGAAUGUUGCAAUAAAAAAGGAAUGAACCGUGAUGAUC
This is a messenger RNA of Candoia aspera, 6592 nucleotides long. RefSeq names its product TSPO associated protein 1 (gene TSPOAP1). Lineage: Eukaryota; Metazoa; Chordata; Lepidosauria; Squamata; Candoiidae. Bases 1 to 6294 code for a protein of 2097 amino acids. The record is from RefSeq and is a predicted model, not a curated record. The transcript has 30 exons. Gene Ontology annotation, molecular function: benzodiazepine receptor binding.